AUAUAUUCUUGUAAAUCAGGUAUAAUCAGGUAUAAAUACAAGUCGCAUCAAUUGAUUGAAUUCUCUUUAGCUUGUGUAUACCCCGUGUAUCCGUGAUCCGUGUUCUGUUUGUUUCGUUCUUAUUACCUUGAACGUGGAAUUCGUAUUUUUCGGUUCGAUUCAUAUUCGGCAGGUAGACGCAUGGAUUUAUUGUGCAUAUUGGUGAAUUUAUUAUACGUUUAAACAACACCUGGAUGAUAAUGAAAUAACGUACCGAGGUAAUGUGACGAUACAGAGUCAAAAUUACCGCAUUGUGUACAUUGCGCAUCGCUACACGUUAUCAGUUGUGCGAUUAGUUGAUACGUCAUUAAUGCGACACCCGAUACUUUUUUUGCCGUUUGUGUACACCAAGUCUUUGCAGAUGACGAGUGUCUUCUCCGUAAAUUUUUGAGCAAACACAAGUGUGCUUAUCGAGGUAUCACCUAUGAGGUGGGAAAAGAUACCAUUGUGCCAUGAUGAUAAAGUCCUGCAUCUGAUUCGCUUUUACCUUUUGUUGAGGAUCCUACUUAGGCAAGGAGACGAAAUGCGAGGUUUAAACGAAUUAUGUAAAGCGUCCGUUGACGACGUCUGCCAAUAAAGCAACGAUUAGCGCAUUAAGUCUCAUACCCGAAUGUUAAACGCCAUACGAUUCGACGAGGUGACGAGAAUACGCGUGACGUAUUUUAUUUGGAGAUCUGUUAAGAUGUAUUAGAGGAUUUACAUAGUCUAUAAGUGGAUAAUACAACACGAAUGGCUACAGAACGGCUAGCUAUUGCAGUAGACACUUUUCGGUUUCAGCACAGCUCCGUCAAUCGUGGUAAACGGGGUCUCGUUUGGAAACCUUGUUACAUAUCCAUAGUUUCAUUGCUACUCGCGCGUUGUAUCGAUUUUCUGUUGAGUUCUUUUACAGAUUAAGUAAUAUAUUCGCAUACUGCGAAUAUAACAGAACGAAGUUGUGUUGUGAACGAAGAAAUUCUUGAACAAGAACAAAAAUGUAUAAUGCAAAGUCGUGUCCGUCAUUCAAUCACGAAAGACUCAUAGAGAACUUUGCAAAUGAACGUCUUCAAUCGUACAGAAACAUUCGAUCGAUAAUAUCGCAGAAGAGUGCAAAUAUUGCCAGAUACAAAAGCGUACCUAUAACACUCAACGGGCAUGAAAGCGACGACGUUUCUAUGCUUGUGGAUGAAAAAGCGGAAACGGGACAAAUUGAAAAGUGUAAAGAUGAUAAGAUAGUAUCAGAUAUCAUUGAGAAAACGGAAAACAAUAUACAGGAAGAGGACGUUCAUACGUGUACUGAAAAAACUCACGUCCUCGAGGGAAUGUUAGAAAAUACGUCAGAAAAACCGCAACGAAGAAAAAGAAAGAAACGAGCGUUCUCUUUGCUCGAUGUCUUCCUCUCUCUGAGUAUAGUCGGUCCCUUGGCAAUUGGCUUUUGGAGAGGGAUAUGGACAUGGAUGGAUCUUCAUACGGAAUUGUUUCCAGGUUGGUUCUGCUUUAUAUUCGGCGCCGUUUUGCACCUGAUAUACACGGUCUUCAAAAAUCGAUUUCACGACACUUACAUGAACAAGUGGGCCAAAUCGGACGCGCGAAAGCGAGUGCUUUAUCGCCUAAUACGGAUCCUGUACACUCACUCUUUCGGAGUGGCCUGUAUCACGCACUGGCGGGGUGGCUGGAUCAUCAUCGAUGCUUACCUGGCCACGCACAUAUGGAUAACAACGUGUUUGAUGUGCUUGCUACUGGCGGGUCUGGCAAUUUUGCGUUCCGUACGAAACUUGAUAGCAACCCCAAUGAUAAUAUUAAUCGAUAGGCCGAUUUGCGUCUUUCAAUUUCCCACCAGGUACAAUGUGAAUACGAGGGACUGGUCGUUGUACUUACUGGAUUGUGCCUUCAGCGUUGGCGUCGUGGGCACGUUGGUCGUUUUCGUCUGGAGAGGAGUUUGGAUUCUUUUCGACAUCUACCUGUUUCCAGGAAACCCGAAAUAUUCCGCCGUCGGCUCACUGGCGAUCGGGUAUUUAAUAGUUGCCGUGACGUUCUGUCUGCAACCGCUGAUGCGAUACGUCUGUGCGCGUCUUCAGGGUUUAAUUCGCUUGAUAGCGGCGGACGCUUUUCUUCUUCUGAGCUUUCUGGGCACUGUGAAUGUCUGGCGCGGUAUAUGGAACGCGCUAGAUCUCUGGCUGCUGCCGGACAAUUUGGAAUUAUCCUGCUGGAUCACGCACGUCGGCUGCUUCGUUUUUCUCGUACUCCUCAAUUGCAGCAACACCAUCCUCGUUCGCGGUGUUUAUAUCGAUGCCGAGGAGGAAGAGGGAAAAUGUGUCGUCUUCCCGUGUCAUUAUCUUCGAUUAUUCUUCAAGAUCGAACGCGAAAAGAAGCAAGCGAGGCGACAGAAGCUGUUAGUGGGAUCGCAGGACUUUGACGGUCAUUGCGACGUAAACGGCAAGGAUGGUGAAAACGGUGCUUUCCUGCCGCACAAUACUACAACGGCAACGAUAGCUACAGAUGCAGACUCUCUUGCAUAAACCAUAACGAAAAAGCAAUCUUUCGUGAAUGCGAUCAUCCAGGUAGAGAUGAUAAUCCGCUGUACACGUACUCGAUCGCGACGAUGGCUCGUUUCAGCGGGAUCCUCACGUGAGACAGUGUUUCUUCCCAGACUGAACUUUCACUCACUCUGCGUGUUAAUUUUCAAGACGUUCUCUUCAAAGGAAUACAGUGUGAUUUUCAAUUGUGCCUUGAUCAAGAACUUUUGGUGACUAAAAAAAAAGACAUUCGUUUGUGACACACAACAAGAACAAGAACAGUUGGAAGGCGUAUGACUAUGAACAUAGAAAGUGAACAUACGUUUUACGGUAAGACACCGUACGACUAUUGUCCGGUUGAGCAUUAUUGUGAGAUAUUGCCACGUUAAAUAACAGUGCAUGGUAUUGCCACUGAACGAGAAAAGCUAGAAAGUACGAGACAAAUCUUGAAACUAGGAAUUAAUGCUGCCGUCGUGCGUCUUCUCAAAGAUAACUCGUAUAGCUAACUACCUACAUCCAAAGACUAAUGCGCGAUAUACAUAUACAUGUAGACUAUUUAUAUAUAUUUAUUUAAAAACAUGCACGCGAAUGUGUGCGCGAAAUUGACUCAUAAUUUACCGAAUAAAUCGAGUAUUAACGU
Ooceraea biroi (clonal raider ant) is the source of this 3171-nucleotide messenger RNA. RefSeq lists its product as uncharacterized. The record is from RefSeq and is a predicted model, not a curated record. NCBI's taxonomy places the organism in Eukaryota, Metazoa, Arthropoda, Insecta, Hymenoptera, Formicidae. Gene Ontology annotation, cellular component: presynaptic membrane. Gene Ontology annotation, biological process: neuromuscular synaptic transmission; neuron-neuron synaptic transmission; clustering of voltage-gated calcium channels.